Messenger RNA from Colletotrichum acutatum, 753 nucleotides. RefSeq lists its product as uncharacterized. Gene Ontology annotation, molecular function: oxidoreductase activity. Gene Ontology annotation, biological process: secondary metabolic process. The record is from RefSeq and is a predicted model, not a curated record. The coding region runs from base 1 to 753 and encodes 250 amino acids. The transcript is spliced from 3 exons. Gene Ontology annotation, cellular component: cytoplasm. NCBI's taxonomy places the organism in Eukaryota, Fungi, Ascomycota, Sordariomycetes, Glomerellales, Glomerellaceae.
AUGGCUAUCAUUCUUGUCACUGGCGCGAAUAGAGAAAUCGGGCUUGGCAUAGUCCAGGCGAUUGCCGGUCGAGUUCCCAACUCCACCAUCCUCAUCGGAUGCCGCACGCACGAGUCUGGGGAAGAAGCAGUUCGCAAAUGGAGAGAUAUUGGUAUCGAAGAAGCUCUGGAUAUAUUGCCAUUUGAUAUUGAGGACGAUGCGAGUAUUGUGGCCGCCGCUGCCGUCGCCCAAGAGAAGUAUGGCAAACUAGAUGUGCUAAUCAACAACGCCGCGAGAGUCACCGUUCCCGAAUCACUUGACCUCCCCGAUGUCCGGUCCGCAACUAACUCUGUGCUCGCAAACUGUGUCACUUCAAACCUCAUCGUCACUCAAGCAUUCCUUCCGCUUCUUCGCAAAGCUGAAUAUCCUCGAGUCAUCAUGACCUCGAGCGCUCGAGGCAGCAUGACAAGAACAGCGAAUGGGGAGCUUCCGCCAGCAGCCUCCAUCAACUAUUGCAUGGCAAAAGCUGCGUUGAACAUGCUGACCCUGCAAUUCCACCUGGCCGAAGAACGAAGGACAUCUGAUGACAAAGUCGUAUUCUGGGCAACUAGCCCCGGGCAUUGCAAGACAGCUUUCAACGGGUUUCGCGGCACCAAAGAGCCGGUGGAUGGAGCUGAAGUCUUUGUACGAUUAUUAGAGUCAGAAAGGGGCGUUAUUGCGUCGGGGACGUUUUGCGAGUUUGAAGACGGCGAGUUCAGAUUGGUCCCCUGGUAA